CUUGACAAGAACAAACAAUAUCGCAAUGAACAGAUCGAUCCGGAAUACAUUCGAAGGCAUCGCGAGAAGAGGUUUUGCUACGAGCAAUGUACUACAAAGGGUCUGGACGCCUGUCCGAUCAAGGACGGAGUUUGAGGCGAUACAGGCAUUAACAACAGCCAACAACGUCCCACUGAUUGCGAACUUUACUGCGUUCUGGUGCCCGACCUGCAAAGUCACUGGUCCGAUCCUUGAAAAGGUCGUGGAAAAGAUCAGCGAGCAAAGCAGGAUUGAUAUGGUUAAUGUCGAGGUGGACGCACCUGAAGCUGCCGAAUUGAUGGUGAUGUACCAGGUCCGCACAUUGCCGACGUUCGUCUCCUUUUACAGGGAUAGAAAAGAAGACUCAUUCGUGCCGGGUGGCCAUGGAUCGCAGUCAGAGCAACAGAUACAGGAUUGGGUUAGUAUGACGGCAAGGCUUGGUAAGGGACAAUAGACUUGACAUGGGGUCUUGAACAGAUCGGAUGAUGAUUAGAUAGUAUAACUCCAAUUCGCAGGCUGCUCGCCGCUAUUCACAUACACCACAUAUGACAAUCCGCCCCAUUCCAACAUCAACAUCUUCCUCCUCCCCAACCUCGUCGACGACAAACACCAGACUCCAUCGUUCCCACGCACCCUUCUCCUGCCACAUUUUGAUGAGUGCUUCGUAGGCACCGCCUGUGAACCGUGGCCUCUGUAACGUGGCGGCUUCGUCGAGGAGGGUGGGAACAAGAGCAGGAUUGUAACACAAUGGUACUGGCUUGUUGCAUGUUUUGCAGAUAUGCUGACGGCGUUGUUCAGAAGUAGGAGCCGUGUAUAUGCGUUCGCAGCUGUGCCAGUGUCAGCUAAACGUCUUGAAGUUCUUGCUUCAACUUGCACCAUUCGCCUCGAAACACUUUCCCCUGUUCUUCCAAUUCCUGGUACUCCAUGCGUGGUAUAAUCACG
Saitoella complicata NRRL Y-17804 is the source of this 960-nucleotide messenger RNA. RefSeq lists its product as uncharacterized. The transcript is spliced from 3 exons. NCBI's taxonomy places the organism in Eukaryota, Fungi, Ascomycota, Saitoellomycetes, Saitoellales, Saitoellaceae. The record is from RefSeq and is a predicted model, not a curated record. The coding region runs from base 26 to 472 and encodes 148 amino acids. Gene Ontology annotation, biological process: cell redox homeostasis.